CGUUUAUGUUCCCGACUUUUUUGCUGACGUCACUGGAAAAUCGUUCAUUCAUUGGCUGAAAUGCCACCGGCGAAUCGAGAACAUCUAUUGUCUGUGAAUUCUUCAGUUGUAGUGAUUCUAUGGUUGUGAAGUGUCCUUUCUGUCAAAUUGUAUGACGUACGCUUAUGUAUUAAAUAAUUAACAAGCUCAGCUUUUCCAUUAACCAUUACAGUGUUUUUAAUUAGACUUUUAAUUAAUGUUUUAUUUCGUUUUAACAAAAAUCUUUUAAAUCUACAAGUUAAAACAAAUAUGCUGUGAUAUCGUGUUUACAAGUGCUUAUACAGGAGACAAAAUCUACAAAAAUUGACCCAUGCUUUUUAUUUUAGUAACAUGGUGAUACAAGCGAGACAGUUUUAAACAAGACAGAUCACAAUGCCAAAAUGGGCUGGGAAAAAAUGUCGUCUGCUCUCGAUGUUAGGGCUGACGACAUCCUUCUUCUUCGUCGAAAUUGUAGUAGGUUACAUAACAAAUUCGAUGGCUUUGGUCGCGGACAGUUUUCACAUGUUAAGCGACGUGGCUGCCUUGAUGGUGGCCUUUGUAUCAGUCAAGAUGUCUCCGAAGAAAUGGUCGAAAAAUACGUUCGGCUGGGCCAGAGCUGAAGUUCUCGGUGCUCUCGUCAACGCCGUCUUCCUCGUAGCUCUUUGUUUUUCCAUUACGGUGGAAGCUUGCAAGAGGUUCAUCGAGAGUGAAGCUAUACACGAUCCGCAAUUGUUGGUCAUAGUUGGCGUUUUGGGACUUCUUGUUAAUUGUAUAGGACUGCUUUUGUUUCAUGAACAUGGUAGCAGCCAUGGUCACUCUCAUGGUCGUUUAGCUCAUAGUCGAAAUCGUCUAACACAACUCGCCAUGACUGACGAUAACGAAAAUGACGAAAGUUAUCCUAGUCCUCCUCCAGAAAAAGCCUCCCACCAUGGGCAUUCCAGUCCGGGACAAAUGAAUAUGAGAGGAGUUUUUUUGCACGUCUUAUCCGAUGCUUUAGGUUCAGUUAUUGUAAUUAUAUCAGCGAUUGUCUUUUGGUUGUCUUCAUGGAAAUACAGAAAUUAUAUCGAUCCAGCUUUGAGCAUAUUGCUGGUAUUGUUAAUAAUGAAUUCUGUAUGGCCACUGUUACGAGAUUCUGCUUUAAUUUUAUUGCAAACUGUACCAACACAUAUCCAAGUCGACGCGAUUCAAAGACGAUUAUUAGCAAAAGUUGAUGGAGUCGUAGGAGUUCACGAGUUCCACGUGUGGCAAUUGGCCGGAGACCGGAUCAUCGCUUCUGCCCAUAUUAAGUGCCGUAAUUUAUCCGAAUACAUGAAAAUCGCUGAAAAAGUCAAAGAAUUCUUCCACAACGAAGGCAUCCAUUCGACGACAAUCCAACCGGAAUUUAUAGAUUAUCAAGCACCGGAAAUCACAGAUAACGACCAAACCGAAGAUUGUGUUCUUGAUUGUCCCAAAACCACAGACAGUGACGACUGCGUACAAAACACAUGCUGCGGCCCGUCCAAACAAUUGGAGAAAAGCCUCUUGAAAGGACGCGAGACCCCCUCACCCAAUAACACCCCAUACAUGGUCCGUCAACGCGGAAAUUCAAGCAACAGUUCAAACAAUUCGCAAGAAAUGAACGAAAUGGAAGCAGGAGUGCUUUUGGAAAAAGGUAAUUCUCCAGUGCCCAAAGACUUCAAUUGUAUCUCAAGGGGUUCACAGUGUUCACAAUACUCAGUAAGAUCUGGUUCAGAACCAAAUUUCUGAUACCAUGAUUAAUUUAAAUUGUUUCACAUAUGUUAAUUAGGCUCUAGUUACCUUAUUAAGUAUAAAAGUCGUGUUUUCGUGUUUAACAUCACUUCAGUUUUUCAAUAUGCUCUUACCAGUAAGUUUCACAGAUUUUGUUAUUACUACAGUGUGAAUCUAGUCUUAGUGCAAUUUUGUUUUCAUUUAUUUUGUGUCUUUUGUGGUUUCGCAAUAGUCAAGUUGGUGAAGCAUAUUUUUCUAGAUAAGAACAAUGAGUUGUAACACUUUGGGAUACGACGGAGUGAAAAUGCAAGAUUUAAAAAAUUGUUUUGCGUACUUACAUUAUAUCAUGUGAUGUAUAAGAAAAAGGGCGACGUUUUAUUAGAGAAAAUUAAAUCAAGUAUUAAUUGGGCGAUAUAAUUGUCAAAACCAGUACCUUAAUAAAAAGGCCCUUUUACACGUAACUAGAUUAGUAAAAAAAAUUCGGCCCUAGUGCUAUCUGCAAACUUACCUACAAUGUUGGGUAAAGUACAAUGUUUUAUUAUAAAAUGUAUUUAAGUGUUAUAUUUAUAUUUUAUUAUGUAUUUUAAGUAUUAUGAUACAUACUUUCUAUCCAACAUCUAAAAACAAGAUUAUAUUUAAAAUCACAGAUACUGUGUGCAGCCUAUUGAAAUAAAAUUAAAGGAAGACUAAAAAA
Tribolium madens (black flour beetle) is the source of this 2440-nucleotide messenger RNA. RefSeq names its product zinc transporter 1 (gene ZnT63C). Gene Ontology annotation, molecular function: zinc ion transmembrane transporter activity. Gene Ontology annotation, biological process: zinc ion transmembrane transport; detoxification of zinc ion; intracellular zinc ion homeostasis. The record is from RefSeq and is a predicted model, not a curated record. Bases 412 to 1764 code for a protein of 450 amino acids. NCBI's taxonomy places the organism in Eukaryota, Metazoa, Arthropoda, Insecta, Coleoptera, Tenebrionidae. The transcript has 7 exons. Gene Ontology annotation, cellular component: membrane.